Danio rerio (zebrafish) is the source of this 804-nucleotide messenger RNA. The record is from RefSeq and is a predicted model, not a curated record. NCBI's taxonomy places the organism in Eukaryota, Metazoa, Chordata, Actinopteri, Cypriniformes, Danionidae.
UGUCGUCAUUUCCCCAAGACUCAGCGGCUAAUGCCCAAUGCUGCUGAGAGGGAGAGAAAGAGUGAAGAGAGGGAGGGAGGAAAGGAGAAGGAGAUAAAGAAAGGGAGAGCAGAGCGCGGAAAUUUCGUGCCCGCUUCUUGGCGCGAAUCUGGCAGGGGGGAAAAUAGAAGCGAGCCGCCGUCGCCAGUCGCUUCAUAGAUGGUUGUUUUUGACGCCGCCAGUCCCGCGAGCCCUUCUGUUAUCGCAGCGCUGCGUUAGCAUUUUUAACAUUCUUUACCUCAGACCACAUCUCAUCUCCACAUCUCUAACUUCUUUAAAGCGUUUUAGAGUGCAGUAGUCGCGUCAAGCUGGUCCUAUAAAACCUGCACAAUGGGGAGAAAAUCAAACCGAGCAAAGGAGAAAAAACAGAGAAGACUUGAAGAACGGGCAGCUAUGGAUGCAGUAUGUGCUAAAGUGGAUGCAGCCAAUAAGCUUGAAGAUCCUUUAUCUGCCAUGCCAGUGUUCAAAAAAUAUGACAGAAAUGGGCUAAACCUGCAGAUUGAGUGUAAACGGGUCACUGCGUUGAGUCCAGAUACAGUGGAAUGGGCCUAUGAGCUGACCAGAGCCAACAUGCAGACGCUAUAUGAACAGAGCGAGUGGGGAUGGAAGGAGAGGGAGAAGAGGGAAGAGAUGAAGGACGAGAGAGCCUGGUAUCUGCUGGCCCGUGAUGCUGACUCCACACCUCUAGCCUUUUCCCACUUCCGAUUCGAUGUGGAGUGCGGAGAUGAGGUGUUAUAUUGGUAAUGAUUAUUACUUAUCACACAG